Molecule: messenger RNA, 597 nt
Organism: Dunckerocampus dactyliophorus (ringed pipefish)
Lineage: Eukaryota; Metazoa; Chordata; Actinopteri; Syngnathiformes; Syngnathidae
Gene: apoc2
Product: apolipoprotein C-II
Exons: 4
Coding region: 119-421 (100 amino acids)
Biological process (GO): lipid transport; lipid metabolic process
Cellular component (GO): chylomicron
Molecular function (GO): enzyme activator activity
Source: RefSeq, a predicted model, not a curated record
GGCUCCUGGAGUGACAAGUCAACACAUGGCCGACACUAUAUAAGCGGAGCAGGCCUCCAGAGGCUGCAACUCUGCUUUUUCUUCAUCAUCACAACUCUGAGAGGGAAUACUAUCCACCAUGAACAAACUGUUGCUUGUCAGUGUGCUGCUUGCACUCCUUGCCAUUAGUGUUGAAAGCUUCCGUAUGCCAAGGCAGGCCAAGGAUGAGGAGCAGGGCACCCUGACCAUGAUCAGCAACACAAUCAAGUCGUACUACAACAACAUGGUCAACAUGGCCUCUGAUUGCCUGGAGAGCCUCAAGGCCCUGCAGCUGAAGGAGAAAGUCAACAACCUUUACACAGAAACGACCACAAUUUUGAGCACCUACAAUGGAAUCGUGCAAGACCAGCUCUAUCACUUCUUUUACUCCCAAGAUGCAUAAACCCUCACCUGCCACUGACGGACUUGCAACAGUGAACGCACCGCAGCUAGACAAAAGAAGCAAGAAAAACAUCAUCUUACAUCUCUUGUCAUCUUACGCCUCCUAGUGGCCACACCACAAACCUCAACAAGUAUUUCUCAUGCCUUAUAAUAUUAAAAGUAUUUAUACAAAAAAAA